Petromyzon marinus (sea lamprey) is the source of this 1893-nucleotide messenger RNA. It is a transcript of the gene ALKAL2, whose product is annotated as ALK and LTK ligand 2. The record is from RefSeq and is a predicted model, not a curated record. Gene Ontology annotation, molecular function: receptor signaling protein tyrosine kinase activator activity; receptor tyrosine kinase binding. NCBI's taxonomy places the organism in Eukaryota, Metazoa, Chordata, Hyperoartia, Petromyzontiformes, Petromyzontidae. Gene Ontology annotation, biological process: positive regulation of ERK1 and ERK2 cascade; positive regulation of ERK5 cascade.
GGUGGGCGAGAUUGCGCCUCAAGUGUUACAUCCACCCACUGUUGACUAGACGGGGCGUGCUGUCUGUCCUGUAUAUAAGCGAGACACUCUCGGCCCCAGCGCCAGGGUUAAUAACGAGGCAGUUGGGAAGAGAAUACAAGUUGUCAAGCUCGAAUUUGUCGUGCGUUGUUGUUUGCCGGCUCGUAAGAACCCGUCGCAAGUCGAAGCAACGGACGUUGAAGAGGCGUAACGUGAAUCUCCAUCUUCAACUCCUGCCGCCGCGAGUCGUAAGAAAUGGCUGCCAUACGCGUGCACGCGCUGCUGGGGCUGCUGGCGCUACUGGCGGCGUCGGCGCGCUGCUGGGACGGAGCUGCGGGUCUCCAGGCGGGGCUGGCGUCUCGCCAGUCCCUGUUGGACCUCGUCCUCGCCGCGCUGGAGGAGCUCGAGCGAGGCGGCGGGACACGCCACUCCUCCUCGCCCCUCGCAUUCCCCUCCUCCGAGGACCUCGCGGGGAACGCGGCCGAGAUGUCACGCAUCCCGUCCGAGAUAUUCUUCCCCAUAGCGAUCGAUACCCGUGACCCGAGUCUGAAAGAGAAAUUCAUCAAACACGUCACCAAUAAGAGUUCCAUGUACAUGUCACCGGAAUGCAGUCGGCAGUUCUACCGACUCUACCACAACACCCGCGACUGCACGGUCCGCUCUUACUACCGGAGGUGCGCACGCCUCCUCAGAAGACUCACCAUGAGUCCGCUCUGCACCAAGAGUUAGGAGCCCUGCCGGAGGCAAGGGAGCGGGUGGCAGCGCUGUGUGUGCACCAUAACAUGAAGUGCCUUCACGUUAUCCGACUUAUUCUGCAUGGACGUCUGUAACCCAUCGUGCGCCGCUUGAAACACAAACACUGAAAAGCGGACAAAGGGUGAGAAGAAGGCCAUGCUUUGCUAGAGGGGGAGGGGGGCAAUGAGGGGGAGGGGGCCCAUUAGGAGACCCAUUUCACGUAGGGAAAGCGCCUGGGAGAGAUGGCUGAGUGGUAGGGCGAGCGGUUCGUGCUUGGAAGGCUGUGGGGGUCGACUCAGCCCGUCAUCCCUGCGGGGUCAAUAUAUAUUAAAAAUGGGUGGCAUUUUUGGAAGAACUCGACAGUGGUUUACUUCUGGAGAGACUCGCUCUCGCCGUACGAACGUGGAAUUUCCACCGCUGGCUCGGGGGGAGGGGGGGGGGGUGUAAACAGGAAGAGAGUGGUACUCUCUUUGAGAGUGCACGGGAUUACCCAGACUCUCGCUCUACCCCGAGUAGCUAACGAGAGGGACGACCCUGCCACCAGCCCUGCCCCCUGAGCCGUAUCCCCUUUAUCGAUCUCACCCCUGGUGCUAAAGCCCCUUUUUUCACGUUUUGUUCGCUCUUCAGUUUUUAGUGCACUCACCCACACCUUAACUCGAGUCAGCAUUUUGCACCUCACCACGCACACAUUCCUACAGCUUUAAAUGGGGUUCUGAGACCAUGGCUUUUUGAAAACAGUGGCAUUUGGCUGAAAAAAAAUUGCAUCCCGUCCGAUGAAAUGCAAUGGCAGCAUUAUUAUGAAAAAAAAACUUUCUUCUGCUGUAUAUUAGCUGCAAAGUUGUUGUGGAUAAGUGCAAUUUUACGAAAAAAUAUAUAAUAGGCCAAGUUCGCAUAUACGGAACAAAAACUGCCUAUAUUUUAUUGUUAAUUUAAUUGAAUGGUGGUUAUCUUAAAUUAUGUCAAAGCUAUUUUUUUCACAAAUGUCAUCGUGCAUAGUAUAAUUUUGAAUAAUUUAUGCAAUGCAUCAUCUGCAAUCAAGUGAAUAUUCAGUGAGGGAAAAUGUUAUAUUUGUACUAAGUUAUUGGCUGUGUGAAUGUAAGAUAUUGUAUUUUAACAUUUCAAAAUAAACAUUACAAUUUU